GCGUCGCGUGUGGAUGACGCACUUCUAUGUCUUGUCUGCUUUCUUCGCACUCGCUGCGCUGCUGUGGUGUUCAGACUCCCUUCGCGCCCCAAGAACAAGCUAAAGCGCAGAAGAAUUAAAGGAGCCUCCUUCCCCGUUCACCUGGCCGUCCAGCGAGGGGGUGUAAAUGGCCUCCCAUGGAAGAAAGGGAUCAUAGAAAAAGAAAAAGAAGAGCUUUACCCGCAGCAUGGCCUCGGCUAAAGAGGAUGGCGUGGAUGAAAGACUGCGGCAUAUUAAAGAAGAGAACUGUGAGUGGGGUGCGCCAGAGGAUGUGUGCGUGAAGGUGGAGGAUUGCAAAGAAAGACUUGCAGUUUGUAAAGAGGAGGAGUGCAAGAGGGAGACCGUCGACAUUAAAGUGGAGGAUUUUGAAGAUCUGCCGGUGAGUCUUGACGUGCCAAAACACGAGACGGGGAAUAUUUUCAAGCAAGAUGUGCGCGAGGAAUCUCCUUCCAGUUUACACCCCGAGGUCGCUCGUAAGGGACAGCUGACUGGCCAGCAGGAUUCUGUGAAGCUGAAAUCGGAGUCCGGCGAGUUGGAAGAGCGCAUCGCUGAAGGAAAUGGAACGGACGGAGAAGAGCAACAGCAUUCAUUGGGGAGUGCGGGAACGAGUUUCCAGGAGAAUGGCUGCAUCUUUCCAUCUUCGUUUUCUCAGCCCUCUCUUCAGUGUGGACUGCAAGUGAAAGAGGACAAGGAGAAGACCUCAAUAAGGGGAUGGGAGAAUUUGACCCCAGUCAGUUCUCUAACUGCUGCCAAACUGACAGAAGGAGACGCCGCCAAUGCUGAUCAACAGCAAAUGAGCACUGCAGAUGAAGAGGCUGUGUGUACCAGCCGUGAGCGUGGAAAAACUUGUACAAACCAAUCUAAAUCUAAAUCUAGGUCGACUGAUGGAAGACCGAAACACUAUGCCUGUAGUGAAUGUGGUAAGCUAUUUUCUCGCAGCCACGAUCUUCUUAAACAUGAAAGAAUCCACACUGGAGAAAAACCCCAUUGCUGCCUAGAGUGCGGCAAACAAUUUUCACAAAUGAGCAAUCUUCAGCGGCAUACAAGAAUCCACACUGGAGAAAAACCUUACUGCUGUUCUAAAUGUGGGAAACGAUUCUUGCACAUCUUCCAACUGCAACGACACAUGAGAAUUCAUACUGGAGAAAAACCUUACUGUUGUCCUGAAUGUGGUAAACAAUUCUCAAGCAGCAGUGGCCUUUAUAAUCAUAAAAGAAUUCAUACUGGUGAGAAACCGCAUAGAUGUUCUGUGUGUGGCAAAAGAUUCUCCCAAACAAGUAAUCUUCUGAGCCACAUAAAAAUCCACACUGGAGAAAAACCGUAUUGCUGUUCUGAGUGCGGCAAACAAUUUGCCCGUAAUAGCAACCUUCAGCAGCAUGUGCGAGUUCAUUCUGGAGAGAAGCCGUAUUCUUGUUCAGAAUGUGGCAAGAGCUUUUCCCAUAGCAAGAACUUUCAGGAACAUGCAAAACACCAUACUGGGCAGAAACCUUUUUGCUGUUCUGAUUGUGGGAAAAGAUUCAUAAAAAUUAAAUAUCUUAAACGCCACCUGUUUACUCAUUCGGCAGAGAAACCUCAUCGCUGUGUGGACUGUGGCAAAACAUUUUUGUAUAGGAGCAGCCUUCAGGAUCAUGCCAAAAUUCACACUGGAGAAAAACCUCAUUGCUGUUUGGAUUGUGGGAAAAGAUUUCUACAGAUAUGGCAUCUGAAACGCCACUUGAGAAUUCAUACUGGAGAAAAGCCGUAUAGUUGUAGUGAAUGCGGCAAACGGUUCUUUGAAGCCAGACAACUUCAGGAGCACAUGCAAAUUCAUACUGGAGAGAAACAUCACUGUUGUUUGGAAUGUGGCAAGAGAUUCUCACAGAAAGGUACCCUUCGCAAACAUGCAAGGGUCCAUAGCAGUGAGAAAUCUCACUGUUGUUCCGAAUGUGGGAAACGAUUCUCGGAUAUGCACAGUCUUCAGUGCCACAUCAGAAUUCACACUGGAGAAAAACCUUAUGGUUGCCCUGAAUGUGGUAAACAGUUUACACGCAGCAGUCACCUUCUUACCCAUAAAAAACUUCAUUCUGUUAAGAAAUCUUAUAACUGUUCUGAAUGCAGCCAGUGUUUCUUAGAUCUCAACAGUCUUAAUAACCACAUGGAAAUUCAUAAAAUAUCUCAAGGUGCCAACGGAAGUGUGGUGACUGUGGAGUAAAACAACUGCAAUUGUGGCAAUGGCGCUGGGCUCAAUCAAACACAGGAGUGGAAAUGUCCAAGCCCAUCCAGUAGAAUGUUAUAAAAAUUUGUAACAAUAGCCAGCUCGACAGGCUUGUCCACCCUGUUCACUUAGAUAAUCCAAAAGAACAUCACGUCAAGAUCUGAAGGCCCCUCAAGGUCCUGCUUCCCACCAGACUACUUGGUAAUUUGAUUCUAUGUGUCUAUGGCUGUUUGCAUGAAGAAAAACUCUCAACAUUUCUGUGAAAUCUGCCCUAAUGUUUCCCCUGUGUUCUUAUUAGCAAAUUUUAUUUUGAAGUACCAACUGGGAUCUACUUUACUAAUUCCUUUUAAUAUUUUUAAAUACUAAAGUCAUGUACCCUCUUAAUCUGUGUUUGAUUAAACUGAAAAGGUUUAA
Polypterus senegalus (gray bichir) is the source of this 2647-nucleotide messenger RNA. RefSeq names its product gastrula zinc finger protein XlCGF26.1-like. The transcript has 3 exons. NCBI's taxonomy places the organism in Eukaryota, Metazoa, Chordata, Cladistia, Polypteriformes, Polypteridae. Gene Ontology annotation, biological process: regulation of transcription by RNA polymerase II. Gene Ontology annotation, molecular function: DNA-binding transcription factor activity, RNA polymerase II-specific; RNA polymerase II transcription regulatory region sequence-specific DNA binding. Gene Ontology annotation, cellular component: nucleus. Bases 227 to 2230 code for a protein of 667 amino acids. The record is from RefSeq and is a predicted model, not a curated record.